AUGGGUAGUAGUAGCUUGCCUAUGUCACAACAAAUGUAUUUUAGUACGCAUAAUGCUUUAAGAAUAAAUGAAGAAAACGAUGUAAUUAAUACAUUAUUUUAUGAAAUAAAUGGAAACAGACAUAUAAGUUUAUUAAUAUUUCCCUUUUAUGAUGUUCAGAUGCUAAAAAGAUUAUUAAUUAAAAAAUUAAAUUUACCAGGGGGUAUCAAAGUAAAUGAUAUUAUUAUAUUUUAUAAAGGUAUAAAGUUACCAAAUUAUAGAAUAAUUAGCACAUAUUUAGAUAAUAAUAAUAGAAAUGAAAAAAAAAAGAGAAAAAGAGUUAACAAGUUAUAUUGGGCUAUUAAAGAUACAAAUCCUAAUGCAUCUAUAAGAGUAAUAGACAGUAAAAGUUAUCCACCUUUCUUUGAGAAUAUUCUAAAUGAAAUAAAAUUAGCAUUUAAAAAAAAUAUUUCCCCCAAAUUAACAAUGGAUGGUACUGGAGGAACAUACUUAUUAUUCAAUGGAAAGAAAAAAGUUUGUUCUGUAUUUAAGCCAUUAGAUGAGGAGGCAUUUGCACCAUUUAACCCUCGUGGUUAUGAAGGGAAGAUGUAUCAAGAAGGAUUUCGUUCAGGUGUAUUAUCAGGAGAAGGAGCAAGUAGAGAAAUAGCUGCAUAUAUCUUAGAUAAUAAUUAUAAUAAUUUCAGCAAUGUUCCUUGUACUAUUAUGGUAGAAGCUUGCCAUCCUCAUUUUAAUAAUAAAAGUAAAUUAAAAUAUAUCGAUAAUGAAACUAAUUUAAAAUGGAAAUGUGGAUCAUUGCAAGAAUUUAUCGAUUCCAAAGAAAGCGUUGGCAAUUACGAUUAUAAACAAUUUAGUAUUAGAGAUAUACAUAAAAUUGCUAUACUUGAUAUAAGAGUUAUGAAUUUAGAUAGAAAUGAUGGUAAUAUACUAGUUUCUCCUUUAAAAAGUUUAAAAGACUCUUAUAAUCAAUUUUUAUAUAGAAAUAAUCAAUUUUUCAGUACAAAUAAUGAAGAUAUUCUUAAGAGAAUAGUAACAAUAGAUAAAAAACCAUCAAGAUACAGCUUAAUACCAAUAGAUCAUGGAUUAAUAUUGCCUCAUAUAAUGGAUGUUGCAGAAAUUGAUCUGGUUUGGUUUGAAUGGCCUCAAACAAAAGUUCCAUUUGAUGAUGAAGAAUUACAUGUGAUUUUUACAUUCGAUCCUGAUAAAGAUGCAGAAAAAAUUAGAAAGAAGUUAUUAAUAAGAGAGGAUUGUAUAAGAACUAUGAGAGUAUGUACUCGUUUAUUACAAAUAGGUGCAAGAAUGCAUUUGAAUUUGUAUGAAAUUGCAAAAAUAAGUACAAGAAAAAAUAUUGAUGAUGAAUCUAUACUUGAGCAUUUAGUUAAAGAUUCAAUUAUCCAAGCAUAUCAAAUGAUGGACUAUACUUCUUUAAUGAGUACAAAUAGAUUAGGGCAUAUUUUAGAUUUAGCAGAAAUUAAAAUUAAUAAAAAAAAGAAAAAUAAUAAAAGUAAAGCAAUAGAUAAUAUUGAUGACAAAAUAAAGAAAUCAGAGGAUCAAACUGAAAUAAAAAAAAACGGAAGGCCUGAAGCAUUUCCAAAUAUAACAAAAAGUGAAUAUGAUGCAUUAGAUAAUAAAAAAAUUAAUUUUUCUGGUUCGGUAAGUUUUAAAGAGAUAGAAGAAAAUUUGUGCAUAAAGAAAAACCCCUUUUUAAAAGAUAAUUAUAAACAAAAGGAUAGUAAAAUAAAUACUGAAAACAAUAGCAUCAAUAGUAGCAUUAAUAAUUCUUUGGGUAAUAUCAAUAUGUGCGAUAUGAAUGUAUCCAACACCAGUAAUUGUAAGGAGAAUUUGAAAAAAAAAGAAGAUUUAGAAGAAGAUAUGAAAACGUUCAGUCGAUUUUAUUCAUCGAAAAGUGAGAUAGUUGAAAAUAGUAAUUAUAGUGAUGACAAUAAAAUUAUGAGUAAGCAAUUUCAGAAUAUACCGAAUAUUGAAAUUAGUGAAUAUAAUAUACUUUAUAAAAAUAAAAAAUCAGUAAAAAUGGUAAAUCAAACAAAUGAUAGUAGUUCUCCAGUUACAUCUUUUAGUAGUACAAGCGAGUAUAUUAAUGCUACGACAAGCUCUACUUCAAAUAGUUAUGAUUCAUCUUUGAAUAAUGAUUAUAAAUGUAAUGAUUCAAAGAAAUAUGAUUCACAUAAUGAAGGAUUAGAUAAUAAUUUGAAUUUAUCUGAUAAUAAAUCAUUAUUUCAUAAUGGACAAAUAAUUAAAUCAAAAUUUAAAAAAAAAAAGAAAAAGAGGGAAAAAAAGAAAAAAGAAGAGAAAGAAAAAGAAAAAAAAGAAGAGGAAAAGGAAGGAGAAAAAAGAAAAGAAAGAGAAGAAAAAGAUGAAGAAGAUGAGGAUGAAGAUGAAGAUGAUGAUGAAGAGGAGGAAGAAGAAAAUGAUGAUGAUGAUGAAACUUUUAAAAAACCUUCAGGGACAAUAAAAAGAAUAAGUGAGAAUACGGGAACAGCCUAUCGAAACAUAGAAAUGAAUAAAAUAAAUUCGAUUUGGGUGAUUAGAGAUAAAAAUAAUAAAAUUAUAAAUGUAAAAUGGGAAAAUAAAAUUUUUGAGAAGCUUUUUUUUGAAACCUUCGAAAAUUAUGUUAAAAAAUAUAUUAACGAUUAUCAUCCAAAUUGGAAGAAUUAUCCUUAUAAUGGUGACGAAAUUACAUCAAUAAAACAUUCUUACUUAAAUAGUAUAAAAUAA
This is a messenger RNA of Plasmodium relictum, 2733 nucleotides long. RefSeq names its product phosphatidylinositol 3-and 4-kinase, putative. Bases 1 to 2733 code for a protein of 910 amino acids. The transcript has 4 exons. The record is from RefSeq and is a predicted model, not a curated record. NCBI's taxonomy places the organism in Eukaryota, Apicomplexa, Aconoidasida, Haemosporida, Plasmodiidae.